GUUAUUUCACACAAUUGACAUUCGACAAACUCAUCUUUAAAAACUUACAGUGAUUGUCGCCAUCAAAUCUAUAUAUUUUGACAUCUCAUGAAGUGAAAUCGUCCAAUAAGUAUGAUAAUUUGUUGGUUUUGUAUUCUUGGUUUGAUUUUCGACUUGACUGAAUUCGCUUCUAGUGAUCUACCUAAUGUUCCGUCAACCAUAGUGAUAAAACCACCAUCAUCAACAUCAUCAUCAGUAUCGAAACCAAGUCUGACAAUUUACUAUGACGCGAUGGAAGAAAAUUCGCAAGUGUUUUUCAACACAACUUUGGUAAAAGAAUUCAGCUGCUUUUCAACAUACAUUGAUGUCAGUUUUAUCCCAUGUCAGCAAGCUACGGAUCAGAAUGGUGAACUGACUUGUCCUGCAAAAGCUGAUCCUUUAUGCAAUUUAGAUAAAAUACAAUCAUGCGCCAUUGCCCAAACAACGGAUAAGACACAACUGGUCAAUUUUCUGGCUUGUUCAAUGAGCAGUGUGAAAAAACUUCCUGAUUUCUUGACGUGCGCUAUUCAAAGUAAAAUUGAUGACAAGCAGCUUCAAUCGUGUGCCAGUUCAGAUACUGGAAAGACUCUGUGCAAAAAUAAUAGUGCGCAGAAAAUGCCUAAUUGCAAUACAAUGCCAGGAUUUAUAUUCAAAAAUCCGAAUGAUAUUCAAGCCACCGAUCCUUUCGAACAUUUGGAUAAUUAUAUAAACGACGUUUGCGUGACUGAUUUCAAGUCAGCAGUUUGUGCUCAGCUAAUGGCUACUUCAACAACAUCUGUACCUCAAGAAUGUAAUCAGAAACUUGUCAUUGGAAUUUUUUACAAAGCUAUGGAUGAAAAAUCGCAAAAAUGGUUUCAAACGUUUGCCAAAGUAUAUGAAAGUUUCAGCAAUUGUUUGACAAUAAAAUACGAACCUUGUAUGUUUGCUGAGCUUCCUGAUGGCGGGGAUUUAGACUGUAAAGAUCCAACAGAUACUGGCUGCACUGCUGCCAAAACACACGCCUGCGCUGUAUCUCAAAUAACUGACCCCAAGGCUCUUUACCAGUUUUUAAGUUGUGCGAUGAAAGAUGCUACAAAAGUACCAGAUUUUGAAAAAUGCGCUACCGACAGUAAUAUUCCAUAUGAACCGAUUAAAACAUGUGCUAGCAGUGAUACGGGUAAACAACUAUGCUAUGAUUACAGUAAAACACGACCAAAAUCCGAUGAAAUUCCAUCCUUCAGCUAUGAACUAACCUUUGAUGAUACAACCAGCAAGGAGACUGCAACUGCAACAAACUUGCAAACUACCUUCUGUCAACAAAUGAAAAAGUACAGUAUUAUCUGUGCUAAUUGCACUUGUAACACACCAACUCCACCUCCCUACGACGAUGAAUCUGACGAGAGCAAAGAUGAUGGCGUGUAUGAAUAAUGAUCCCUGCUAUUUAAAAGAAAAUGAAUAACAGAACCUGACUUCGAAAAUUUUUGUAUUAAAGGAAUGUUUUUCAUACGA
Messenger RNA from Planococcus citri (citrus mealybug), 1506 nucleotides. RefSeq lists its product as uncharacterized. Gene Ontology annotation, molecular function: oxidoreductase activity, acting on a sulfur group of donors, disulfide as acceptor. The transcript is spliced from 9 exons. The record is from RefSeq and is a predicted model, not a curated record. Bases 112 to 1425 code for a protein of 437 amino acids. Lineage: Eukaryota; Metazoa; Arthropoda; Insecta; Hemiptera; Pseudococcidae.